AUGCUUUCCAGAAAUUGUCUCCUUAGGACUGUGUUUGUAACACCUGCUCAUGUAAAAUGGGUAUUUCUUCUGCAGGAAGAUCAAGGGAUUUACCACAGCAAAGUCCGCGAUAUGAUCAGUGACAACCAGUACCGCCUCCUUGUCAACAUCAACGACCUGCGGAGGAAGAACGAGAAGAGAGCUAACCGGCUUUUGAGCAAUGCCUUUGAGGAGCUGAUCGCCUUCCAGCGUGCUCUGAAGGAUUUUGUUGCCUCUGUUGACGCCACCUAUGCCAAGCAAUAUGAGGACUUUUACAUUGGGCUCGAGGGCAGCUUUGGUUCCAAGCACGUGUCGCCCCGGACGCUGACUGCCUGUUUCCUUAGCUGUGUCGUCUGUGUGGAGGGCAUCGUGACUAAAUGUUCUCUGGUUCGUCCAAAGAUUGUCCGGAGUGUCCAUUAUUGCCCAGCUACUAAGAAAACUAUUGAGCGUCGCUAUACGGACAUGACAUCUCUAGAUGCUUUCCCGUCCAGCUCUGUGUACCCUACAAAGGAUGAAGAGAAUAACCCCUUGGAGACAGAGUUUGGCCUCUCAGUCUACAAGGAUCAUCAAACCAUCACCAUCCAGGAGAUGCCUGAGAAGGCACCAGCAGGGCAGCUGCCACGCUCGGUGGAUGUCAUUCUAGAUGACGACCUAGUGGACAAAGUGAAACCUGGGGACCGCAUCCAGGUGGUUGGGACAUACCGCUGCCUGCCAGGAAAGAAAGGGGGUUAUACUUCAGGGACAUUCAGGACUAUCCUCAUUGCCUGUCACGUGAAGCAGAUGAGCAAAGAUAUUCGGCCUCUCUACUCUGCUGCUGAUGUGGCCAAGAUCAAGAGAUUCAGCAAGAGUCGCUCCAAGGACAUCUUUGACCAGCUGGCGAGAUCUCUGGCUCCCAGUAUCCAUGGACAUGAAUACAUCAAGAAGGCCCUUCUCUGUAUGCUGCUUGGAGGGGUGGAGAAAGUCCUAGAGAAUGGGAGCCGCAUCCGAGGAGACAUCAACAUCUUGCUAAUAGGAGACCCUUCGGUUGCCAAAUCUCAGCUGCUGCGGUAUGUGCUCUCCACUGCACCCCGGGCCAUCCCCACCACCGGCAGGGGCUCCUCUGGUGUUGGUCUGACUGCUGCUGUCACCACAGACCAAGAAACUGGUGAACGGCGCCUGGAAGCAGGGGCCAUGGUGUUGGCUGACCGGGGGGUGGUGUGUAUCGACGAGUUCGACAAGAUGUCCGACAUCGACCGUACGGCCAUACACGAAGUGAUGGAGCAGGGCCGCGUCACCAUCGCCAAAGCCGGCAUCCACGCGCGGCUCAACUCCCGCUGCAGCGUCCUGGCUGCGGCUAAUCCGGUCUAUGGCCGGUAUGACCAGUACAAGACACCCAUGGAGAACAUUGGCCUGCAGGACUCCUUGCUCUCCCGCUUUGACCUGCUUUUCAUUGUCCUGGACCAGACGGACCCUGAGCAGGACAGGGAGAUCUCGGACCACGUCCUGCGAAUGCACCGCUACCGCAACCCCAACGAGCAGGAUGGGGAUGCCAUGCCCCUGGGCAGUGCCGUGGAGAUCCUGGCUACAGAGGACCCUGACUUCGCACAGGAGGAGGAACAGGAGCUCCAAGUGUAUGAGAAACAUGAUGACCUCCUGCACGGGCCCAACCGGCGGAAAGAGAAGAUCGUCAGCAUGGAGUUCAUGAGGAAAUACAUCCACGUAGCAAAGAUCAUUAAGCCUGUCUUGACCCAGGAGUCGGCAAACUACAUAGCUGAGGAAUACUCCCGCCUGCGCAGCCAGAACGAGAUGAACUCUGAUGUUGCCAGGACCUCCCCAGUCACAGCCCGUACCCUGGAGACGCUGAUCCGUCUCUCCACAGCCCAUGCGAAGGCCAGGAUGAACAAGACUGUUGAUCUUCAGGACGCAGAAGCAGCUGUGGAGCUGGUGCAGUUUGCCUACUUCAAAAAGGUGCUGGAGAAAGAGAAGAAGCGCAAAAAGCAGGCAGAGGACGACUCAGAGACUGAAGAGGAGGAGGAGGAUCAGCAGCCGAAGGAGGAGAGCAGGAAGAGAAGGAGGAAGAAGGCGCGCUCAGGGGACGAAGGAGACUCCUACGACCCUUACGACUUCAGUGAUGCGGAAGAGGAGAUGCCAGAGGUCCAGGCACAUACUCCCAAGACGCCUGAACCUUCAGCUGCUGGCGAAGCGAAGAAGUCAGAGCUGGCUGACCUGAGGUUGAAAGCAUUCAAGGCUGCCCUCCUGGAGGUCUUCAGAGCUUCCCAUGCCCAGUCUGUGGGCAUGAAGAGCAUGAUGGAGUCCAUCAACCAGGACAACCCUGAGCCCUUCUCACCAGCCGAAGUGAAGGCGGCGUUAGCCCACAUGCAAGAUGACAACCAGAUCAUGGUGUCUGAUGACAUUAUCUUUUUAAUCUAAGCCUCUAGGCAGAAGAGCCCAAAUUCUCAUGGACUUCUCUAUCUGGAGACUCUUUGUAUUUGCCUUCAACCCUCUCCUGAAUGCCUCGUCUAGCUGAGCUGGGCUUUGGGGAGCUUGAGUCUGUGCACUUUGCAGUCCUUCCUGUGCAUUGCUGGCACCAAAAAAGCCAGGAGCUCUGAAAGCUCUCUUAGUGUCACUGCCUCCAAACUGAAGGACUUUGGGAGAGGUUUAUUUCUGCAGGUAGCCAAAAAGAAAAAUUUCUUUGCUAAUUAUUGAUCUUAAUGCAUUGUUUUUAGCUUUGGUCUUGGUCACAUGCAAGCUCAAGAGUUCAGCCUGGUUUUACCUGAGGCCAUCUCAUUUUAAGGCAGGGCUCUUGUCUGCAGGCUGUUGCCCAAGUAAACCUAUGUGUUUGUGCUGUAUGGGGCCUUACCAGUCUGGAAGCAGUCUGUUUGCCUCCCACUCUUUUAUUGGUGUGUAAAACAUAGACUUCUUUUUCCUCGCUGUAACCAUGCACACGUUCACCAGCUGGUGGUAAUGGUUUCAGCCUUUGAAUAAAAAGACCUGGAUUUAGGAAUCCAGUAUUUAAUAGCAGUGGUGGUAAGAAGUAAUAUGGGGGCUCCACUCUUGGUAGUGAAGCUUUUUUUUCCCCCUUUAUUUUUUUUCUGGCCCCAAUUGCAUAGACUAGAUCUGCUUGUCUUGCAGGUAAAGAUGGUCAUCCCUAAUGCCUGUACUUUCUGAGCUGUGACAUCCAGUCUCUUUCAGCAUUGGUUUCCUAACUGGCUCAUAGAGAACAGUUUCUGGCGAUGCAGGACAAGUACAGUCCAGCCUUCUGUGCGCUGAUGGGUCGGCUUGAUUUCUAGAUUUUUGCAACCCUGCUGGGAAUACCAGCUCCGAGUGGGUGGGAGGGACCUAGGAGAGGCAGAAUAGGUCUGCAGUCUUUUAUGGCUGCAGGAAUUGCAAGAGAGGGCUUGCUUAGGUGUUUGUGGAUUUUUUUGCUGCUGUUUUUGUUGAGUUCCCUGAAUCUCUUCCUGGGUUCUCUAGUCUGAGAAUCUCUGCUGUAUGAAUAUAACAGGACUCAUCACAAAUGAGAAACCUUUUGUAGCAAAGGAAGGCCAAGCUUUGAAGAAGUACCCCUGGUCUGUGAAAGCUGGUGAGACUUGGGCUCUUAAAUCACCUGCGAGUCCUGGCUAAAUCACUGCACAAUUCCUUGGGUUAAUGUGGAAGGUAACCUCAAACUACCGAGACUAGAAAAGCUUUUCCUCACUUUUAGAGGAUAUGUUUAACCGUUUUACUUUUGGGGAAUGUGUAGGUGACCGAUUCUUGGAGAAAGACUGUUACUAGAAACUAGCAAACUCCCAUGGCCAGGGAUGGUUUUCAAAAAAAGCUGAAUGCACAGCUGCUCACAAUGCCAGAGCUGUUGAAGGGUUGGGAUUAUUUUUGUUGUUGUUGUUUUUUUUGCCCUGGGAAUUUAAAGGUAACCUUUGGAAAAGGCCCUGAGCAGCGCAGGCUGUUUGCUGUGGUCCUUGCCUGUCUCAUGGUGUCUGUAUAGCUCACCUGCCCUGUUCUCCUUGUGUAAGUAUCUGCCCCAGGCUUUUCUAUGUCAGUGAUGCCAUAAAUAUUUACUUGAAUAAUAAAACAUGUCUAGAUAUUAUCUCUCCCAUGA
Molecule: messenger RNA, 4090 nt
Organism: Struthio camelus australis
Lineage: Eukaryota; Metazoa; Chordata; Aves; Struthioniformes; Struthionidae
Source: RefSeq, a predicted model, not a curated record